Molecule: messenger RNA, 1407 nt
Organism: Debaryomyces fabryi
Lineage: Eukaryota; Fungi; Ascomycota; Pichiomycetes; Serinales; Debaryomycetaceae
Exons: 1
Coding region: 1-1407 (468 amino acids)
Biological process (GO): protein phosphorylation
Molecular function (GO): ATP binding; protein kinase activity
Source: RefSeq, a predicted model, not a curated record
AUGAAUGAGUAUUUCAGAGAACUGGUUUUGCAGGAUCCAUUGUAUCUUGCUAUGUGUAAAUGUGUUAAAGAUGAAAGAGAAAUGUACGAUUAUCAAAAUUUCUUUCCAGGAUGGGGGGAAACAAUAGUGAAUUAUAGAAUGGUAAUUCAAGAGUUGUUUAAGGUAGAGAGACUGGAAGUAGAAGAUUUUACUAGACGUGUACAAUGUCAAUAUCAAAGGUUUGUAUUUAAGUUAGGGCAAGGCUAUCCACAACAAAUGAAGAGAUUUUUCAGGUUGGUUUUAUCCCUCCCAAUGUGUGAAUACGAAAGAAGCCUAUUCUCUCAUCAAAAGGAAAUAAUGAAACAGUUGAUAUGCGAGAUGCUUUACUUCAAGACUGAUAAAGGUAUUCUUACAGACUCUUACACCGUUGUGUUUGUGGAAUUAGACCUUGAUUCUUUCGAACGGAAUGUCCACAAUCUGAGACCAGUGAAAACGGACAAUAAGCAGAAAGUAGUUCCAAUCAAGUAUCUGAUUCGAGACUGCCACUCAGCGAAACCUAAUUUGCGAGAAUCAUUAUUGGCAUACAUCUAUAAUUCAGUAGAGGAGGAUUCAAAGAUGGUAAUCAAACAAAAAAGGGUUCACAAAUUAGAAGAACAUCUAAAGCUAUCUGGGGAAACAUUGUCAGACGCCAUUUUGAGUGAGGAGAGUCAGGAUCUGUCAGAGGGUUCUCGAAGCCUCCCCAGCACUAGAAGUACUAACAUGUCCGUGCUAGAAACUGUUGAUGAAACAAGCGAAGACGAAGCAAACGCUGGCGAAAUAUCUAUCAACGUGCCCAGUAACAGCAGCAGCUACGUGUUAAUGCAGAAUUCAGAUGCGUUUAAUACACAAUUAGUUAAACUAGGAGCUACUUACUUCAAGGAAUUUUUGUUAGAACAGAUCGAUGACAUCCAGACUUUAGUUGCUAAGGUGUACGACCCGCGCAUGGCUAACCUAUAUGAAUUUAAAGGUUAUACUCUCCAAGAAAAGGAAGACAUUUGUUAUGAAUGGUACCGCACCGAAAAGGUGUGUUAUUCUAUCUUGUCCAGAGAUCCUGAAUUCAAUAGUUGCUACGUACGUCAGAAAAUGGGGAAAAUCAUGGUUACCAUGGACAAACUGUAUGUUGCGAAAGGGUACUUCAACAUAUUUCGAUACAUCGAGAAAAUCCCGUUACCGAAGGUCCAGGAAACAUACGAGAAAGCCAAGAAGCAGUUGGAGGUGAUUCACCGGAACGGAAUAAUACACAGGGAUAUCAGAGAAGAUAAUAUUCUCUGUACAAAAGAAGGCCAUGUAUAUAUCAUUGAUUUUGCGCUAGCUAAGCCCAGAGUUAAUAAUUAUGACUGUGGACUGGAGCAGCAAGACCUUCUUGCUUUAGAUGAUGUGUUUGCAUGA